UGAAAAACAUAGUGCACAUUUAUUAUACCUUCCGCCAUUGAACAGACAAGGAGGACGAUCUGUCGGGGGGAAUAUACUGUGGAAAAAAUUGGAACGCAUGUGCAAAAUACAGUGUUUUCCUGAAUCAGAGUGUUCAUAAAUUGGAUCCUUUGUGUCAAUUUGUUAAAACAAAGCUGUUUGUUUCAACGGAUACGUUUUCUAACGACUAUUUUGCUAAUAGUUUCGAUUAAUGGUGUUGUUAUAGUCUGUUUUAGAGUUUUUCAAUCGAUUUUUUUUUUUAAAUUGGAUCCAUAACUAUAUUUGCCAGGCUGUGAAAACAGCCUAUGCAAUGAAAAUUUUUGGUUUCUGAAACCCGUAAUCAUGAGUUUCACAAGUGAUGAGGUCAACUUCUUGGUGUACAGAUACCUUCAGGAGUCAGGUUUUGUACACUCAGCGUACACUUUUGGAAUAGAGAGUCACAUCAGCCAGUCAAAUAUCAAUGGGGCACUAGUUCCUCCUGCUGCUCUCCUCAACAUCAUAAUGAAAGGCCUACAGUAUACAGAGGCGGAAAUCAGCAUUGGGGAGGAUGGUGCACAGGCCAAGAACAUUGAAGCUUUGACCCUGAUUGAUGCUGUAAUGCCUGACGUUGUGGAGUCUAAGAAACAGGCAGCACAACCAGCUCCUAAGAUCAAGACAGAACCCGCCAGCACCAAUGGGGAGGAGGCUGCACCUGCAGAAAUUGCCAAUCACACAGAUUCAAUGGAAGUGGAUGGUGGUCAGGAAAUUCCCACAAACAAAGCUACAGUUCUACGAGGGCAUGAGUCUGAGGUUUUCAUCUGUGCAUGGAAUCCCACCAAUGAUUUACUGGCUUCAGGGUCUGGAGAUUCCACAGCCAGGAUUUGGAACAUGAAUGACAACAGUUGUUACAGUGCCAACCAGUUAGUCCUCAGGCACUGUAUACAGAAAGGUGGCACUGAGGUUCCCAGUAACAAAGACGUCACAUCCCUGGACUGGAAUUGUGAAGGAACUUUAUUAGCUACAGGGUCUUAUGAUGGCUAUGCCAGGAUAUGGAGUACAGAGGGCAGAUUAGUGAACACAUUGGGGCAACACAAAGGACCAAUAUUUGCCCUAAAGUGGAACAAGAGAGGGAAUUAUAUUCUGAGUGCAGGAGUUGACAAGACGACAAUAAUAUGGGAUGCCAGCUCUGGAAAUUGUACACAGCAAUUUGCAUUUCACUCAGCUCCAGCGCUGGAUGUGGACUGGCAGAGUAAUGCUACGUUUGCUUCUUGUUCUACCGAUCAGUGCAUCCAUGUGUGUAGGCUCGGCAUGGAGCGGCCAAUGAAAACAUUCCAGGGACAUACAAACGAGGUCAAUGCCAUUAAAUGGGAUCCUCAAGGACAACUUCUUGCCUCUUGCUCAGAUGAUAUGACCUUAAAAAUAUGGAGUAUGAGACAGGAUCCAUGUGUGCACGACCUGCAGGCUCACAGUAAAGAAAUAUACACAAUUAAAUGGAGUCCCACAGGGCCAGGCACAAACAACCCAAAUGUACCUCUCAUACUGUCAAGUGCAUCUUUUGACUCCACUGUCAGGUUAUGGGAGGUAGAACAAGGAAGGUGUCUUCAUACACUAACAAAACAUCAGGAACCCGUGUAUAGUGUAGCCUUCAGUCCCGACGGCAAAUACCUAGCCAGUGGCUCCUUUGACAAGUGUGUUCACAUCUGGAAUGUACAGAGUGGUCAGUUGGUGCACAGUUAUAAGGGAACGGGAGGGAUAUUUGAGGUGUGUUGGAAUCACCGUGGAGACAAAGUGGGAGCCAGCGCAUCAGACGGAUCUGUGUUUGUUCUGGACUUGCGAAAAUGAUAAUCCCAAAUAAACGUCAAGGUUGACUUGAUUUCAAUAUUGUUUGUCUGUGAUAAGUGUUGAUGGUGUGCAGUCAAUGAACCAUAUUGUCCUGCCCUCAUACGACAGGUCUCCAGAGCCGCGGCACUUACAGCCCCUCCCACAUCAUCACAGAUCCCCUCCCCCCAGCUGUGAAGUUCACCAGCUAGCCAGAUUUGUCCCAGGCAGACCAGAGGGGAUGAUUGUGCUAGGGAUUAACAAAUUGUUCACAGUUUAUUUUAUGUGUGUAAAUAUACUAAUAGGUUAAUAUUAGUUUUCAUUGAAGAAUUUGUUAAGUACUGAUCUCAGGUGUGUGUGUGUUGGUGUAUAUGUCAUGAUUUGAAUGUUGUCAUCUUUCAAAUUCUCACAGAAAGUGCUAUUUUUUAUUUAAUUUGUGAAAAUCUUUAAAAAAAUAUUUUUAAUGUUAGAAAUUUUUUUUGUUUUUUCUUAAAGUAACUCAUUGACCCUUAACAAUAAUGAUGAAUAAAAUGUCAAACUGAUUGUAUUGGAAUUUUUUGUUGUGUAAAAUUUACAACACAACCAUUUUCCAUCUGUAUGGUUUUGAUUCAGGAAAUUUUGUUCAUUUAUUUUCUUCCCACUUUUAAUAUUGUGAAAUAACAAUUAGAUGUAUAGAUGUUCCAGUCCAAAUCCGCAUUUCAUGAGAUCAUUGGGUUUUAAUGAGAUGGCAGCUAUGUCAUUAGAAUUCUAUGUGUGUGUAGUCAUCCUUGUACCAAGAAUACUAUACGAAAUGUCAAAGAUAACAAUUAUUUUGCAUAGUGCUGUAAAAUCAGAACAAGUUUUACAAUUUCUGAAGCCACUUUUACAUAUUUAUAUUGAAAGGUGAAUUCAAAAAUACUACUCGUGUGCAAUUUGAUGGAAAUGUUAUAGUUCAUACAGUUUAUCUUAUAUAAACAAAAAGAAAAGGCUAUGAAUAUUGCUUUUAGGAAAUGAGAAUAUUAAUUUGGAUAAACUUACGUAGCCAUUGUUUGUUAAAUCUGUGCCAAGCUUCAUGUUAUGGUCUGUAGAAAUUAGUAUUUAAUACAAACUUGUGGUGGUCCUGACAAGGGAGCUCACUCUACAUCAGGAUCUUUGUUAUUGUAGAUCAUGUAUGUACUAGGGUGUUUCAAUUGUCAAAUACAGAGACAUUGUCAAUAUU
Saccostrea echinata is the source of this 3013-nucleotide messenger RNA. Its product is annotated as F-box-like/WD repeat-containing protein TBL1XR1. Gene Ontology annotation, cellular component: histone deacetylase complex. NCBI's taxonomy places the organism in Eukaryota, Metazoa, Mollusca, Bivalvia, Ostreida, Ostreidae. Gene Ontology annotation, biological process: regulation of transcription by RNA polymerase II. The transcript has 15 exons. Bases 361 to 1839 code for a protein of 492 amino acids. Gene Ontology annotation, molecular function: protein binding; transcription corepressor activity. The record is from RefSeq and is a predicted model, not a curated record.